CACUUCCCACGCCCAGCUUCAGGCAAGAUCCUGACCCAAGGACUUGCAAAAGCCAAGCCAAAGCCCAAAAGUGAUACAGCCAGUCCAGUGGUCCUUGCUAAGCAGGCAGAGCUGGUGAAAGUGCCUGAGGCAAUGCAAAGAGAAAAGUCUGGUGCUCAUGUGAACAAUCCUUUCCAAUGGGAGAAGAAUGCAGCCCUGAAGGCCACCCAGACAGGUCUCUACAUUGGUUGGCGUUGCCCCCACUAUCUAUGGGACUGUUUCCGAAUUGGCGAUGAAUCCAAGUGCUUUUGCGGACACUUGUUGAGAGAGCACCGGAUCAUAUCAGACAUAUCCGUGCCUUGCAAUGUGAAUCAGUGCCGCUGCCUCAUGUUCUGCUUUAUACCAUCAAGCCCAGAGGAGCUGGGUGAGUUCUGGCUCAAGAGGCGGGCCACCUUUGACCCCAAGGCCUGGAGAGCCCAAUGUGGCUGCAAACACAGCCAUGAAAACCAUGCAGCUACCGGGUGCCAUCCCUGCAAGGCCAAAGGCUGUUGCUGCUACUGCUUUGAGUCAAAUUUCCUCUGUGCAGCCUGUGCACAUGAGACUUUCUUUGAGACUGAGGAGACCCGGCGACGAGGAGGGAGGCCUCGCGGUGAGGGGGUUACCUGGAACAGGGAUCCAUUCCAGGGUCUGUAGUCAGAAAGCCAGGCAGAAAGGCUCUCCCAUCCUCAACCAUCCCAUCCAACACUACCUCACCCUAUUAACCCCUGUAUCCCAUACCUGCAUUGGUUUCCACCCCCGGAGCAGACUAUGUGCCUUUUGCAGAGAUUCCUUCCCUCUGAGAAACCAUCAUCAGCAACUCUGACUUCAAGGUCCUACAGAAGCAGGGGCCCUCUGGCCAUCCCAGCUCUCACCCUAGUCCCCCUGGGCUCCCUGACUCACCCAGUCUCUGACCUGGCCCUACAGCUAACCCCCGUACCUGACCCUUUCACCUCUGCUCUUCCCUCCUUCAGGGACAGACACUGUCAACAGCUGGCACAGGCCUGUGUGAGCUUGGUCCAAAUCAGCAAUAAAGGAGAAGCCACUGGA
Messenger RNA from Myotis daubentonii (Daubenton's bat), 1065 nucleotides. Its product is annotated as protein FAM221B-like. Lineage: Eukaryota; Metazoa; Chordata; Mammalia; Chiroptera; Vespertilionidae. The record is from RefSeq and is a predicted model, not a curated record. The transcript has a single exon. The annotation marks the transcript as partial.